Enterospora canceri is the source of this 1137-nucleotide messenger RNA. The record is from the annotation of a GenBank genome assembly. NCBI's taxonomy places the organism in Eukaryota, Fungi, Microsporidia, Enterocytozoonidae.
AUGACCAAACCAGUAGAGGACUUCAACCAUUUGGUCUACGAGCACCUCGUAUGCAGCGGCCUGAGCAAGGCAGCAGAGGCAUUCAGAACAGAGGCAAAAAUAGACGAUGAAAGGGGAAGACGGGCUGAAAGAAGGGAAGAGAGCACCCUGUGGCGGUGGUACGAGCACUUUGUGGAGGUGGCAGACGUAAGGAGCGCAUCGCCCUAUCACGUUGGAUCGAGACACCGAAUUGAGUCCAUUAUGCAUUCACUGGAAAACGAGAAGAAGAGGCACCAGGAAGUGGUUGACUUGUUCAGCAGAAAUGGCAGGGGUGGAAACCAGAUGAAACUGGAGCGGAUUCAGGUGGUGAGACUGAACAUUCUGGUCAGGGAGGCCUUUCUUCAAAAUGGGUGCAUCUUCCUCUGUGACGGAUUCAGCAUCUACUACGGUGACUAUUCGGGUGAAUCGUAUUCGAAGAUCGCAGACAGCAGCGUACGAAACAUGUGCAUCAGCGACGGAGGAGAUGGACGCGUUCGAGUCGGCUACGUCUGCGACGCCAAUGCGGUGCGAGUGGUCGAGGUCAGCGGCAGGGAGCAGAAGUCGCUUCUGACUCUCCAGCACAGUGUCUCCGUCAAGAACAUCGCCCUAGUUCGCGACCAGCUCUUUCUUCUCGAUGCAACUGGAUUCGUGAAGACGUACAGUCUGAGUGGCGGAAGCCACCAUUCCGCCUUCUUUGAGAAGAAGGUGGUUUACGAGAUCGUGGGCUGGCUCGGAAGCAGGCUCCUUGUGAUCGACUCCAGGAACGUCCUGGUCGAGUACGACAUCGAUUCGAGGGAGUGCGAGCAGCUGGGGGCGAUGGAGCUGGAGCCGGUGCUCUCUGUGAAGGAGAACCACCUUUUUGUGAACAGCAGUGGCGUAUCGGUCUACGAGGGUGGAAUUGGCAGCGACCAUUUGGUGCAUUCUGGGAAGGUGGAGCCAAAGAUGAUCGAUUUCGCAAUGUUCAGGGGUGGAUUGGUGGCACUGAAGAGGAAUGAGCUUGUUUUCGAUGGGUUCAGGAUCGAGGUGGACAAGGGGCAUUCAGUCUUCGUACAGGAUGACCAGAUUGUGGUGGUAUCAGAUGAGGGGACAAUAGAAGUGUUUACUCCAGUAAGUUCGUAG